GUUGGGAACUGGGUACUACAAACGUUUAAGACAGGUCGACGCAACGUAAACCGACCACCAACCUCAGCUCCAUCGACAGCUACUCUACCGUCAACCACAACAACAACAGCAACAGCAACAGCAACACAUAUCUUUCACAUCCUCACUGUCAACACCCCACGAACGAUGCCACCACCACCGCCACCACCACCGCCCCCACCCCCACCACCACCUCCCGGCGGCUUCGGAGGAGGCAAAGCGGCUGCCCCUUCAAGAGGAGCGCUCAACGGCGACAUCACGAAGGGGAUCCGGCUGAAGAAGGCGCAAACGAACGAUCGCAGCGCCCCGAUAAUCGAUGCGAAGAUCUCGGGCGGCGGAGGAGGAGGAGGCGUUGUGCAGAUGGGAAAGCCGCCGGCUAUUCCGGGUGCUCCGCCGAUUCCAGGUGCGGCCGCUGCGGCGAUGAGAGCGAGGAGUGAUAGUGCCGGAGCAUCCGUGAACCGUGGGAGGAGUAAUAGUGAGACUACUGGGGGAGGAGGAGGAGGAGGGCUGGCCCCGGCUGCACAGCUGGGUGGAUUAUUUGCGGGCGGGAUGCCACGACUGAGGAGUACGAGAGGCGGCGUGAAUACUGGAGCGAACCGAGAUUCCUCCUAUAUGUCCGACACGGAAUCACCCCCACGAGCCCCGACAAUCCCCACCCUCCGCGCGUCUCCCUCCGCGCCCAACGUCAACUCGCGCAAAACGCCCGCCCCGCCCCCUGGUCGUCCGCACUCCACCGCGCCGGUCCCACCACGCGCGCCUCCCCCACCACCAUCGCACAUCCGCCCGCCACCCCCACCAAGCCGCAAGUCCCCCUCACCCACACCGCCCGCGCCCCCACCACCACGCGCCACCCCUCCACCCCCACCGCCCACAAACGGCGGCAACAGCAACGGCAUAUCCCUCCUGCAAUCCGCGCUGAGCAAGCGCUCCGUCUCGCUCUCGCACACGCCGCCGCCGCCGCCGCCUCCACCCUCGGGGCCCAACCGCAACGCCCCGCCCCCUCCGCCACCGCCGCCUUCCGCGCCGGCUCCGCCUCCACCACCACCUCCCCCGCCGUCGGCUGCCUACGGAAAUUACUCCCUCAGCCCCGCGGUCGCCUCCGGCGCUCGCAAGAUCGUCGUCGACGAUAGCAGGUGGCGCUUUCAGCCCGAAGCGAGCUUUCCUGAACCGAGGCCGUUUACUGGAUGCAAUAAGGCGUAUAGGAGUGGUAGGGGGAGCAGUGUUCCGCUCGAUUUGAGUAGUCUGGAGUAAAGCGAUGCAUGAAGGGGG
Messenger RNA from Tricharina praecox, 1287 nucleotides. RefSeq lists its product as uncharacterized. The coding region runs from base 166 to 1269 and encodes 367 amino acids. The record is from RefSeq and is a predicted model, not a curated record. NCBI's taxonomy places the organism in Eukaryota, Fungi, Ascomycota, Pezizomycetes, Pezizales, Pyronemataceae. Gene Ontology annotation, molecular function: actin binding. The transcript has 3 exons.